GUCUAGUCUUGUUAAAUCUGUAGUCACUGGUCACUGUGAACUAGGUUCAGUACAGUUCAGUAUAGAUCGUGAAUUUUGAGUGAUGAGUUGGUUUUCACUUAGUUUAAUUAUUUACCUUUAAUUUCUAAAGAUUAUAGUUCCCAGUACCAAGUAGUGUUAUAUCUGCAGUAUUUUGUUUUGAAAGGCACGAAUCGUUUGAAAAUUGUAUACGUAGGCAACAGGUGUCUAAUAUCGCACAUGUUUCGUUUUGAUAGUGGUGGCAAUUUUUCCUUCAAAAAUUAAACAAACAAAUUAAUGCGAUAACUUCUUAUCAAGAGUAUUUUGCAUCAUGCGUAAAACGAUCAAUACAAUUUUAUGGAAAAGUGUCUUUAACAAAGUCUAACAUUCGAAGUACAAUAAUCGUGCUUUAUCAAUCAAUUCCCUAAAAUGGAAUACGAUUAUCUUAUUAAAUUUUUGGCCCUUGGAAACUCUGGAGUGGGUAAAACAAGUUUUCUGUAUCAGUAUACUGAUGGUACAUUCGAUUCCCGUUUUAUAUCCACUGUCGGCAUUGAUUUUAAGGAAAAACGGGUGAUAUACCAGACAGCAAAUGGUAGAACUCAACGUGUGCAUUUACAGCUGUGGGACACAGCUGGCCAAGAGCGGUUCAGAAGUUUAACUACAGCCUUUUACCGGGAUUCCAUGGGUUUUCUUCUAAUUUUUGAUCUAACCAACGAGUUGUCUUUUCUUGAAGUUAGAAAUUGGCUGGAACAACUUAGGACUCACGCAUAUUGCGAAGAUCCAGACAUAAUUCUCUGUGGAAACAAAUCCGAUCUCGAAGACAAACGGGUUGUUAGUGAACAUAAGGCCCGGGAAUUAGCAGAGAAGCAUGGCUUGGUGUACUUGGAAACAAGCGCAGCGACCGGCCAGAACGUGGCACGUGCCGUGGAGAUACUUUUAGAUCGUGUAAUGCGAAGGAUGGAAAGCACCGUGGACAAGUCAUUAUUGCCUCACCAAAGAGUUUUACGGUGCCACGAGCGCGAUACAUCGCCUCCGAGCACUUCCUGUUACUGCUGACACCGUCCCUUCGUGUAGCUGAAUAAAUUGUCUCCAUCUACCAACUUACGGUUCAGGUGGCAUCGUGCAGCUCACAUUUUAUUCAGCUAUCUCUUGUUGUUCAACGUUCGACACGUGCUGUUUAACGCGUACGCGCAGCAGAAUAUUGAUCGUCCCGAAUAAAGGAAUGAAAAUUGCAAUGGACCAGUUUUUCCUAUCAAUUAUCCUAUUAUUCGGUGGCUUGGCUUGCGCACUUACGAUUAAUCUGGCGAAGGGAUGAUCGACGUUCCGCUGUACGUCUAUGAAACCGUUGAUCAACUGUCUCGUAAAUUGCACAUUUCUGCAUUGUCGUUAAUUCUACACAUCCAUACGUACAUACAUAUUGUCGUCGUCUUCCAUGAUCGGUUCCCUUACGAUUAGUACGGAAUUGUUUUGACCGCAAACCGUAAACUUGUACCUUUGACGUAUACAUUUGUCUUUUACUCUUCCGCAAUUAUGCGAUUUACCUGUCACCAUCGUACGCACAACGUGUUCAAUAGGAUAUUCAGGGUGUCUUUUAAUGUCUUAGGGGUGGGUUUAGCAAUUUGGGUUUGAAACAGUAUAUCAAUAUAUUGUUAGUCUCUGUUCAUUCGCCAAAAAUUGUGAUACGCGAACUAUGAUUACAUAAGGAAACGAGAGAGUGAUUUUUGAUUAUAAAUAUAUAUGUACGUGUAUUUUUGAUGCUGUUAUUAUGUUUAACCAAAGUUACUUAUCAUCUAGUCGUUAAGUAUUGUGCUGAGAAUACAAUCAAAAUAUUAUCUGGUGCACGAUGUUUCUACUGUUGUUAACCAAAUGAUAAUCAAAUUUAUCUAUGUCACAAGGAUACCAUUAUUCCUUCUAACUUCCAUGAAGGAAUAUUGGAAAAUAUCUAUACGAGAGACUUUGAUGCCGAGAGGCACGAAUUCCCGCGUGAUUUAUAAGUUUGAAACGUUUCAUGGUUCAAAUCCUUAUGCUGCUCAGCAUCUCAGUUUUUCAUUUACAUAGACAUUUUAUGUAUGUCGCGAAUAGAAUUGUAUGUUGUUCCUUUUCAAUUUAUACAUUUGCGAGUUACAAUUGAUCGAAAUGGGCACGUAAAGUUUGGGGAUAAUAACUUCUCUAGUUGUUUGAUAGUUCAAGAGAAGGAUAUAAGAUUAAAGUUUCAACGACACCCGAAUAGCAACCACGAUAGAAGUUUCCAUGAAAAUGAAUCUCAAAAUGUUUCGUGUUACUUUCAAUGCAUAACCUUUCCGUUAGAUCGCGAAUUUGAAACGAUAGAGAUACUUGGAGUUAUUGCCCCAUUUUGUGCAUCGUGUCAUGCAUCGAGGUGAUAAAAGAAGAUUGCACCAGUCUUAUCCGUUUCUCAGUGAAAUAUUCUCGUGCACAUUGUCAGUUUACUACGAUCUCGAGAACUACGUGAAAUGAUGACGAGUGCAAUUAUAAAUCAGGGUAGUAGAUCUUCGAAAAGGUUGAUUACGAUUUUAUACGAAUUUCGAUGUGUUCAAUUUUGGCUAGAUCAUAGUAAACUAAUAAGAUGUGCGAGCGUGUCUUUCAAGAUUUUUCAUAGAAGAAUUAAAACAAUUAUUAUUAAAUAAAACUGAGGGAUGCAAGAAGAGCGCUCUACCGUGCAUACGUACUUGUCUGUUUUAUAAAUUGUAAUGUGCCUCGGCAGUAAUUUAUUUGAAAAACAACUUCUUUAACAAAUAAAUGUUCUAUGAUUCUGCUUUAA
Osmia bicornis bicornis is the source of this 2776-nucleotide messenger RNA. It is a transcript of the gene Rab27, whose product is annotated as ras-related protein Rab-27A. NCBI's taxonomy places the organism in Eukaryota, Metazoa, Arthropoda, Insecta, Hymenoptera, Megachilidae. Gene Ontology annotation, biological process: positive regulation of exocytosis; melanosome transport. Bases 427 to 1053 code for a protein of 208 amino acids. The transcript is spliced from 5 exons. Gene Ontology annotation, cellular component: secretory granule; melanosome. Gene Ontology annotation, molecular function: GTPase activity; GTP binding. The record is from RefSeq and is a predicted model, not a curated record.